Molecule: messenger RNA, 912 nt
Organism: Papilio machaon (common yellow swallowtail)
Lineage: Eukaryota; Metazoa; Arthropoda; Insecta; Lepidoptera; Papilionidae
Product: broad-complex core protein
Exons: 2
Source: RefSeq, a predicted model, not a curated record
CGGAGUUGGUGCGGCGCGCGGCGGCUCUCGGCUAGCAAAGAGAACCUCCAGGCCAACCCGCACCCGAGCGCCGUGCGUAACAGCACUCAUAAAGCCGUGCCGCCCCUCCGCAUGCCUCCGCCAACCGCCGGUGGCAUCAACGAGCCGCAGGAGUGUCCCUACUGCCGCCGGACAUUCUCUUGUUACUAUUCAUUGAAACGACAUUUCCAAGACAAGCACGAGCAGUCGGACACGCUGUACGUGUGCGAGUUCUGCCACCGCCGGUACCGCACCAAGAACUCGCUCACCACGCACAAGAGCCUGCAGCACCGCGGCUCCAGCGGCAUGCUCAAGCGGCUGCUCAAGACCUCAGCACUGCACGGCGCCCUCGCGCCCGCGCCGCACCACCUCUUCGAUCUGGCCGCCGGCGACCAGCUGCCGCCCGGCCUGCAAUGACCGCAGACCAUGGCCUGAACCGCGGCCGACUCCGCCGCUCACGCUGCCCACGCCGCUCGCGGCGCCCACGCGCUCGCUUUCCGAUACCCUCGCCUCGCCGCGCCGCGAGGGUCUCUGAAACGCGCUACUGGACUCGGACAAGAAAGGGAUAGCAUAUAUGUGCAAUAUACGGACAAUGCCAAAACUAUGCAGGAUGAUGAUGCAUUCUAAUGUUUAGUUGUGUAUUAUAAAAGUAGUAAAAUAUUGACUUUAGUUGUAAAAUUACAUGAACAGUAUUCGUGCCCGGCCGCCGCGCCGCCGCGCCGCCGGCCCCAGUCGCCAGUGCGGACCGCCGCGACCGUCGCGACGUGCGGACUUCGUUCCGCGGACGACUCACGAGGUUCGGCCAUUUUCUUGAGGAAAAGUUCAGUGUUCAAAAUGACAAUGUAAAUCAGAGCAAUACUAAAGUAUUAAUAUUUCUAGUACUGCCAAAAUAAU